GACUUGAGCUGCGCGCGGCUGGAGGGCGCGGCGCCGGGCUUCCCUUCUGCCCUGACGGGCGCCUCGAGCUCCGAUUCGCCGCGGCGACCGGAGUUUCUGGAUCCCUUUCCGUCUGCGAAGCUGGCUUCCCUGGAGAUGGUCCCGGCGCUCCGGCCGCUGUGAAAGAAAAGCACAAGAAGAAACUUUUACAGUCAUUUUGAUUUGAUUAGUACGCUGAUCCCCCAAAUCAAAGUAAAGGUUAUCAUAAGCUACCCUCCAUAAGAAGGUACUGGUCAAAUGAUGAAGAUUUGGGUAUAUGCAUCAAAAAUGCAGUGUCAAGAAAUCGUUUCCAGGAGCUGAAAAGUACCAUACAUUUUUGCAACAAUAAUGAAUGGCAAGAGAAUGUUGAAGAUAAAGGUUUUAAAAUUCAUCUUCUAAUAAAUAAGAUACAAAAGUCAUGCAUGAAAUUUGGUAUCUUUGAAGAAUGUUUGACAGUGGAUGAAAUGGUUAUCAGAUAUCAUGGACCCAGUUUGCUGAAACAGUUUAUAAGAGAAUUUUGAGGCUGAUGGUCAUAUAGAAGAAAUCCUUGAACUUAUAGUUUUCUGAAGAAUCAGUUCAAAAGAUCCCCAAAGUACCAAAGGAGAAGUACAAAUGUCUACCACAAGACGAAAACGUAAUAUGUUAUGUUGUUUACCGUAAGCUGUAGUAAAAUGAGCUCAAUUGUUGACAGAGAUGACAGUAGUAUUUUUGAUGGGUUGGUGGAAGAAGAUGACAAGGACAAAGCAAAAAGAGUAUCAAGAAACAAAUCUGAAAAGAAACGAAGAGAUCAAUUUAAUGUUCUUAUUAAAGAACUGGGAUCCAUGCUUCCUGGUAAUGCUAGAAAGAUGGACAAAUCUACUGUUUUGCAGAAGAGCAUUGAUUUUUUACGAAAACAUAAAGAAAUCACUGCACAGUCAGAUGCUAGUGAAAUUCGACAAGACUGGAAACCGACAUUCCUUAGUAAUGAAGAGUUUACACAAUUAAUGUUAGAGGCUCUUGAUGGUUUUUUUUUAGCAAUCAUGACAGAUGGAAGUAUAAUAUAUGUGUCUGAGAGUGUAACUUCAUUACUUGAGCAUUUGCCAUCUGAUCUUGUGGAUCAAAGUAUAUUUAAUUUUAUCCCAGAGGGGGAACAUUCAGAGUUUUAUAAAAUACUCUCUACCCAUCUGCUGGAAAGUGAUUCAUUAACUCCUGAAUACUUAAAAUCAAAAAAUCAAUUAGAGUUCUGUUGUCAUAUGCUUCGAGGAACAAUAGAUCCAAAGGAGCCAUCUACCUAUGAGUAUGUGAGAUUUAUAGGAAAUUUCAAAUCUUUAAACAGUGUAUCUACUGCUGCACAUAAUGGUUUUGAAGGAACUAUACAACGCACACAUAGACCUUCUUAUGAAGAUAGAGUUUGUUUUGUAGCUACUGUCAGGUUAGCUACACCUCAGUUUAUCAAGGAAAUGUGUACUGUUGAAGAACCCAAUGAAGAGUUUACAUCUAGACAUAGUUUAGAAUGGAAGUUUCUAUUUCUUGAUCACAGGGCACCACCAAUAAUAGGAUAUUUGCCAUUUGAAGUUUUGGGAACAUCAGGCUAUGAUUACUAUCAUGUGGAUGACCUAGAAAAUCUGGCAAAAUGUCACGAACACUUAAUGCAAUAUGGGAAAGGCAAAUCGUGUUAUUAUAGGUUCCUGACCAAAGGGCAACAGUGGAUUUGGCUUCAAACUCAUUAUUAUAUCACUUAUCAUCAGUGGAAUUCAAGGCCAGAGUUUAUUGUUUGUACUCACACUGUAGUAAGUUAUGCAGAAGUUAGGGCUGAAAGACGACGAGAACUUGGCAUUGAAGAGUCUCUUCCUGAGACAGCUGCUGACAAAAGCCAAGAUUCUGGGUCUGAUAAUCGCAUAAACACAGUCAGUCUCAAGGAAGCAUUGGAAAGAUUUGAUCACAGUCCAACCCCUUCUGCCUCCUCCCGGAGUUCAAGAAAAUCAUCUCAUACAGCAGUCUCAGACCCUUCCUCAACACCAACAAAGAUCCCAACAGAUACUAGCACUCCUCCCAGACAACAUUUACCAGCUCAUGAAAAGAUGGCUCAAAGAAGGUCAUCAUUUAGUAGCCAGUCCAUAAAUUCCCAGUCUGUUGGUCCAUCAUUAACACAGCCAGUGAUGUCGCAAGCUGCAAAUUUACCAAUUCCACAAGGCAUGUCCCAGUUUCAGUUUUCAGCGCAGCUAGGAGCCAUGCAGCAUCUGAAAGACCAGUUGGAGCAACGGACACGGAUGAUAGAGGCAAAUAUUCAUCGGCAACAAGAAGAACUAAGAAAAAUUCAAGAACAACUUCAAAUGGUCCAUGGUCAAGGGCUGCAGAUGUUUUUGCAGCAGUCAAACCCUGGGUUGAACUUUGGUUCUGUUCAGCUUACUUCUGGAAAUUCAUCUAACAUCCAGCAACUCACACCUGUGAAUAUGCAAGGCCAGGUUGUUUCUACUAACCAAAUUCAAAGUGGAAUGAAUACUGGACAUAUUGGUACAAGUCCGCACAUGAUACAACAACAGACUUUACAGAGUACAUCUACUCAGCAGAAUCAACAAAGUGUACUGAGUGGGCACAGUCAGCAAACGUCUCUUCCCAGUCAGACGCAGAGCACUCUUACAGCCCCACUGUAUAAUACUAUGGUGAUUUCUCAGCCUGCAGCUGGAAGCAUGGUCCAGAUUCCAUCCAGUAUGCCACAGAACAGUACCCAGAGUGCUGCAGUAACUACAUUCACUCAGGACAGACAGAUAAGAUUUUCUCAAGGUCAGCAGCUUGUGACCAAAUUAGUGACUGCUCCUGUAGCUUGUGGGGCAGUCAUGGUACCUAGUACUAUGCUCAUGGGUCAGGUGGUGACUGCCUAUCCUACUUUUGCUGCACAACAGCAGCAGGCACAGACACUGUCAGUAACGCAGCAGCAGCAGCAGCAGCAGCAACAGCAACAGCAGCAGCAGACUUCCCAGGAACAGCAGCUUCCUCCAGUUCAGCAACCAUCUCAGGCUCAACUGACUCAAACACCACAGCAGUUUUUACAGACUUCUAGGUUGCUCCAUGGGAAUCCUUCAACUCAGCUCAUCCUCUCUGCUGCGUUUCCACUACAACAGAGCACCUUCUCUCAGUCACAUCACCAGCAACACCAGUCUCAGCAACAGCAGCAACUUAGUCGGCACAGGACUGACAGUUUGACUGAUCCUUCUAAGGUUCAAUCACAGUAGCACAAGUACUUCCUCCAGCGCCAAAGGAGGAAGGUGGUGGUCCAUAAACGUUGCUCAGAUGACCUGAGGUUAGGAGGAAAAGUUCCAGCAGUUUCAUGAGAUACAGUAUUGAGUGUUCUAGUUCCUGGAAUUAGUUGGUAGGGAAAAUGUGCCUAGUGCUAUAGAUGUACGUUAAAACCAGCCAGCAGAAGAUGAUCAUAGGGACAUAGCCAAUUCUGACAGUGUUUCAGUUGCCCAGAUAUUUUUUGAUGGAAAAAGAGUAUAUUGCCAAAUGUUAAGAAGCUCAGCUAUAAAAUGACCUCCAGUGAAUCAGAAAGGCACUAACAAUGUUAGUCACUUCUAGUGGUCUGUGCCUGCUAUCAAGUGUUACAGAGGACACACCACUGCCAUGUCAGGGGUUUGCUUACAAUGAUGCCAUGAAGAUAAUCUAGUAGUCAAUAGCCCCCACCUUAAGCCCCUCUCCCUUUUCAGAUAAUGAUGGAACAGUAAUUUCAGAAUGUUGUGUGGGUUUAAAUUUUUUGUGUACAGAUACUGUAAAAAUAUGUAUAUGUCUGGAUGAAGGAGAGAAAGCAAAACACUGUGUAAGCUGCAUGAAAGCAUUCUCUCUUCCAUAUGAGUACAUUUCAUUAGAUUCCGACACCAUGUACAAACUGAUACAUCAGUCUCUGUUUUUCCUUUUGUUUACAACAUAAUAGUGUUCUAUUCACUUUUCCAGGGCACAAGUCUUUUUGUUCAUACUUUGGCUGUGAUGUCACAGUUUGUUCAGUGAGGUAUGAUGUGCUGCUGGGAAUGGAUUUUUUUUCAGGUUAAAUUAUUGAUACAACAAGACUUUCAAGUUAUUCAGAAAUAUCCCUCAUUUCAUUAUUUUUGUUUGAAAAUAGGAUUUGCACUGCUUUAUUUUAGAUGGUUGGGAGUUUGAUCACAUAUUUUGAUAUAUUUCAUUGUUGCAAAUAUUUAUGUAAAUGGUUUUCAACAAGCCUGAAAGUAAUUUCAAGAAUGUUUCAGUUAUAGGAAUAAAAUUUGCACACAAACAUUAUAGGCACUUUUUAACAUUCCCAAUGGUGGGAAUUUUAACUUUUAGGAUUUGUUGGAAUCUUUUUAUUAUCCUUCACAAUUUCAAUGCUUCUUUUAGUCAGCAAUGAUUCAGGGUUAUUUGAGGGGGGGGGAACCCAUAGUGCCUUGAUUUUAAUUCAGGUGAUAACUCACCAUCUUGAACUUAUUGUCUGGUUUCAGUAGCAGUUUUUGAAACCUUAGUACAUUUUUAACAGCAUGUGGGUGUCAGUGUCAUUAUUCUCCUAAGUUCCUAUGAAGACUGCUGUGAGUCUCUUGGACUGGGGUACAAAUAAUUUAGAAAUAAAAAAGAUGACAACCUAACACUACACACUUUAAAGGUUCCCAAAUUUGUUUCCUAAAUUAAACAGUCGCUGGGCGUGGUGGUGCAUGCCUGUAAUCCCAGCGGCUAGGGAGGCUGAGACAGGAGGAUUGCGAGUUGAAAGCCGGCCUCAGCAAUGGCAAGGCACUAAGUAAUUGAGUGAGACCCUGUCUCUAAUUAAAAUAUGUAAUAAGGCUGGAGAUGUGGCUCAGUGGUUGAGCACCCCUGAGUUAAAACCCAGGUACCCCUCCUCCAAAAGAAAAGACCCCCCAAAAAAACCCAACAAAACAAAAAACCCUAAACAGUCAUUUAAGAAUUACCAGUAAAUAUUGGCUCAAUAUAAUAUUGAUAUUUUUACCCAAAAAGGGCAAGUAUUGGCUUUGUAUUUCACUACAUUGGGAUAUUGUAACUCACAUGCUUUGUAAACAUGAACUAAGAUUUCAUCUGGCAAUAUCAUGUUCUAAAGGUAAUAAAUUUCAACACAAGUUACAUAUAUUAAAAAUAGUAAUUUUUUAGAUUUUAUGGUACUAAUACUGAAAUUUACAACUAUAGAACAAAAGAUUAGUGGAAAUUUCUUAUUAUAAUACAAAAAAUUAUUACUAAAAAAGGGGAGGACAAAUGUAAUAAAUCAAAAUUGACCUUAAAAGAAAAUGUAACAGAAUUGAAGUUGUUAAACAGAAAUGGUUUUGUGCAAUGAAAAUCACCUACUGCAGAAGUACUAGAUAAAAGGCUCAGGGGAAUGCCAAGUCAGUUCUCUGUCCUUACCUUUGCUAUCAUCCUUGAGGGACAAAUUGUUUUUCUGUAACAAAAACAGAACCAUAACUGUCUAUAAUUAAAUUAGAAAAUUAAUACUGUAAAAGAAAACAACCAAAGAAAAUGGUACUUACCCUUCUGCAAAAGAAGUGUGACUAGAUACCAGUUAGUAAUUAACAUAUCAUGGAGUUCUAGCUAAAUGAUCAUCCAGAAGAGAUUCCUGACAUUCCCAUGAAUGUCAAGAUUGGUUGUCAGAAUGUGUGUACCUGAGCAUAUGUGCACAUGGCAAAAUCAGUGUUGUAAAAUAUGGCAAUAGCAUUGCUUUUCUCCCCUUCCAAAUUGCCUUUCUUGACCUUAUGCCAUUCCGAAUAAAUCUUGAGUUGUGCCUCAUUUAUUUAUUGGCAAUACCUAGUGAUAAGGACUUAGCUAACAAAAGAUAUGAACUAUUGAGUUAAGGCUUGCCCUCUAAGUACCAUACUUAAAAGAAAGAUUAUGAACUGUGAAUACUAUGUACUCAACAGAAGCAAAACAGGCCACAAAGUAAAUCUGCAGAUUAUUUGUUUAACUCACAUUCUUCAACUCUUAACUCCUUUAAAUAUUUUCCAUCUUAACUGAAUAUUUGGGGAAGGAAAAAAUUUAUGUCACAAUUCCUGUUGUUCUUCAUGAUUCAUCUUUUUCCUGCUUGAAAUUUACAGUUGCUAAAUUUAAAGAAGCAGCCAUGCUUUUUUUCCUUUGCGGUCAGUAUGGAGUAUUAUGUUGGAAAAACUGUUCAGCACAAGCUGCCCCUUCUUUACUUUGGUUUCCUUGUGCUUCUCCUAAAUUUGAGUUGCAAGGCUAGUCCCUGUCCCCUUCCUUCCCUGUGAGACUUAAGCAUUGAGAGGGAGAUUCAGCAGUUGUCUGUUCUGUAUUCCAUUUUCAUAGCCAAAGUUGUUAAUUCAAAUCCCAAACCUAAGUCAUGAAAAGAUACCAAAUGGAACCCUUUUCAGCUUCCCUCUGCUUUACUCUCACAGGGAUUCAGUUUUUCUUAAAAACAUUUUAUUCUGGGUGGCACUUUUUAGAUAAGAAACUGUGGAGGUAAAGGAAAGAUGCCAGCCCCCCUGCAGUUAUCUUUCUGUGGACUGCUGGGGCACAGUGUGAGCCAGUAUUGCCUCGCAAAUACAAAUGAGAACUGCAGGGAUUAAUAAAGUUGCUGCUGAGAGUGAUGUCACACCAGAACCUAGACACUUGAAAAGUACUUGUUUUUGUUUUGAGUAAAAUAUGGGCAGAAAAAGUAAAUGUGGUGAAUGGGGUGGAAGGGGCGGUGUAGUGUGAAAGUAAAUACUACAGUUCAGUUUUCCGAACUACAUCCUAAAUUCAGGGGGUAAUUUUAGAGUGAUGUGCUCUGCUUUGUCACUUAGAUGUGGCUUAGGAAUGUACUAGUAAUAAAAGGAUGCCAGUGAUCUUGACUAGUUUGUUAGAGAAUAUUUAGUGCAGAAUAGUGAGUGUGUUUGAAUUCUUCAGAUGUGCUGUAGUUGUUGGUUGUUGCCUUAAAGCAGUCUCUUGAAGUUAGGAGCACUGAAGCAGUCCAGCUCUGUAAAGGGCAUUGUGUUGAAGGGAGAUAUGAACCCUUGUUCGAAGCCUUAGAAAAGGACCCUGAAAAUAGCCUAAAAAGGUAGAAAUUCUUUUCAACUGGACAUUAUUCUUUAUGUUUGAAAAUGUUUCCACUACACUGAGGCAAACUUUUAAGUGGACUACAGAUAGAAAAUUUAACUUUAGUUUUUCUACUUUUUUCUAUUUCUUUGGUGAUUGAAGAUUUGUUUGAACAUUUGUGUAAAGCUCAUUCAAGUCUACAACCUUUCCUAUAUCUGUGGCCCUGUUCUUAGUCCCACGGGAGUCCACAUUGGAAAGUAUAAACACUGGAUAUUAAUAUUGCUGAGUGCAUCUAGCCAGGAGAAAGCUGAUUGGAACUUUUCAGUGGUGGAGAAAACACAGCACAAAGGCACUUGCCAUUUUAAUAGUGAUUUGGAGAGAGAGAUCUUUUUAAGUUUGUCUGAAUUGGGUGAGCAUUCUUCUAAAAGGAGCUUCUGAAGUCAUUGCAAAGGAAAAGAGUCGACUAUUUUUAUAGCAUAUUUAAUAUAUUUGUAUAUAACUAUGAGUAUAGUAGAAACCCUCCACAUGCUUCCCACUUUUCUAAUUUCCUCCCCUUUUUGCCAUAGCCCUAGUAUAGCCUCGUCCGCAUGGGUAAUGUGCCUAUUGUCAGCCUACCAAAAGAUAGUGCUGCUGCUUUUUGAGACAGGUGAGAAGACCAGACUCUCAUGCCUGGGGAUCCUUUAUGGGAGGAAUAGCACACACUUAACAUACUGCAGUCUAAAAGCAUCAUUUUGAAAUGUAACAAGCACUUUAUUGCAAUUAUUCAUUUUGAUAAAGUUUAUCUUAGGCAUUAACCAUUUCUAAAGGAUCCCCAAAUCAUCACUUAGGUGAAAUAAUAAAAUGACACAUUUCUGAGAAAUGUUUAGAUCCAGUGAACCGUAGUAGGUUUAUGGGAGUGAUCUCAAGAUAGCCAAAUGAACUCUUGACUUUUGUUUUGAAUGUGGUGGAAUUAAGAGACUGUAGAUGCCUAGUUCCAUUUAAACACUAUUGUAAACCUAUCUUGCCUAUUGUGUGGACACCAAAAGAGACCAAUGAGCCUGUUUAUUUUCAGAGGUCUAGGAAAAUUGCAUCCAUGUGAGUAGAUGUACUGAACUAAUCUAAAAGUGAUUGGUAGUGAUAUUUUAGAAUACAGUAAUUUCAAGAAUUAUUCUGAGUGUUUUAAAUGUGCCCUGAAAUGUUGGCAUGUCAUUUCAGCGUUUCCAUUUGAAUUCUCUUGUAAUAUUUUUGCACAAAAAUAACUGAGAAAAAGACUACUUUGGUUGAAGAAAAAGAAAAGUAUAAUUUGGUCUUAUUUUAAUGUCUCCUGUGGAAGCACUGGGGAUAAAUUUUGUUGGUAUAGUUAUUAAUUCAGGAUAUUUAAAACAGUGUUGAACAGCUCACAAGAAAUUAAGCAAACUUGGAUAUUUAAAAAUUAAAAUACUUUCUUUCCAUGUGA
This is a messenger RNA of Marmota monax (woodchuck), 8419 nucleotides long. RefSeq names its product clock circadian regulator (gene Clock). Gene Ontology annotation, cellular component: cytoplasm; nucleus; CLOCK-BMAL transcription complex. Bases 663 to 3230 code for a protein of 855 amino acids. NCBI's taxonomy places the organism in Eukaryota, Metazoa, Chordata, Mammalia, Rodentia, Sciuridae. Gene Ontology annotation, biological process: regulation of transcription by RNA polymerase II; circadian regulation of gene expression. Gene Ontology annotation, molecular function: protein dimerization activity; DNA-binding transcription factor activity, RNA polymerase II-specific; E-box binding. The transcript is spliced from 24 exons. The record is from RefSeq and is a predicted model, not a curated record.